AUGUUUGUGCCCACUUUGUAUCUGAAGCUGUUGCUAUUGGCCAACUUUGCAAAACAAUCUUUCGCCCAGGAACUUCAGUUAAUCGACGACACAAACUUAACAUAUUUAGAAAAAGCACCACCAAUCGACUUGCGGACUAAUGUAUAUGAAAGGGAAUUGAAUCGGGAGGACAUGGCUCUCAUUCGAUAUUUAGGGAGUGCAAAGUUAGUGAUCUAUUAUGCGGACUUGGAGCUGGCACUUGGGGUCUUGUUGAACUAUGAGAUAACGGUGCAUGAUAUCCUCGGAGGAGAGGGUCUUCGAGUUAUGAGGCAGCUCCUUGACACCCUGUGUACCUUACAACCCCUAAGCACACCCCUCCAACUUCAAUUUCUCAAGGAUUUUAAAAAAUAUCUGAUCUGUGGUGUUCGGUUCUUUGGAUUCGAGAUACACGAAUGGAUAGUUGACUACGAGGAGAAAAAUGGCAAGGUGUUUGCUGCCACGGACUACGUGGGAUGCCAUGGAUCAAAGCCGGAGUUAAGGGGCUGGACCUGCACCCUGUGGCAGCUUUUUCACUUCAUGACCGUCCAGGGAUCCGACCUUGGAGAGGGAUUCUUCCGGCCACCCUACGAAGCUGGCGAUAUGGUCAAGCUGAUUAUGAAUAUCGUCAAGAACUUUUACGCCAGAUGCCCGGAUUGCUGUGAAUUCUUUGUGGACAUGGCGAAAGAAAAGAAAUACGAUUGGUUUAAAUACCAUGACGAAGAGAUCAUGUGGCUGUGGGAAUUUCACAACGCUUUUUCAAAAAAAGUAGGCGGUCUGGGUCUAGAUCCAUUCUUUAAGAAAGUAGCGUUUCCCAGUACAAAAUACUGUAAAAAGUGCCAAACUAAGAACUUCAAAUGGCGAAAAGAUGUUAUCUUGAGAUAUUUAAAGCACAUUUACCAAAAAAAGAAUCUGAGCAAGUUUCGACUUAAAGGUAAGGAUGGCGAGACGAGGCGAACAGGUCUUUUUAUGAAUUCGCGGGAUAGCGUUGGAAAAAAUAUGACUGAGCUUUUAAAAUCCUCCAAAAGAAGUCGAAAAGAUAAAUGUAUGAAACGGUAA
Drosophila subpulchrella is the source of this 1074-nucleotide messenger RNA. RefSeq names its product sulfhydryl oxidase 2-like. Gene Ontology annotation, molecular function: protein disulfide isomerase activity; flavin-dependent sulfhydryl oxidase activity. Gene Ontology annotation, cellular component: Golgi membrane. NCBI's taxonomy places the organism in Eukaryota, Metazoa, Arthropoda, Insecta, Diptera, Drosophilidae. The record is from RefSeq and is a predicted model, not a curated record. The transcript has a single exon. Gene Ontology annotation, biological process: protein folding. Bases 1 to 1074 code for a protein of 357 amino acids.